AUGGAUCCAGUUAGUGGUGCUGCAAGCAUCAUCGCCAUCAUCCAGAUCGCCGACAAAGUCAUACGAGCGUGCGAAUCCGAUGAAUUUAGUGCCCUUGAGACACUGGCAGCCUCAGAUGGGCCCCUUGAGAGCUGCCAGAAGGCGAUGAUGGAUUUGGAGCGGCUUCUACCUCCCUACCAAAGCUCUGGUCCAACAGCAACCGGUGCAAAGUAUUCGAAGGCCAAGACUGUCCUGUCGUCUUUGGCGUGGCCGUUCAAGGAGGGGAAGGCGACCAAGUUGCUUGAUGAAAUUAAACAGCACAAGGGCACAAUAUUGCUAGCUCUAACAACGGAUACGGCGUAUGUACGGUUGCUAUGCGUCCAUUUCGAGUAUUACUGACAGCACACCCAGACAAGAUGUGAAAGUCAUCAGAAAGAAGGUUGAUGAUAUUUCUGCAAAUCUGACCAGUAGGUUGACCAGGCGUUGGUGUUUUGCAGAUACAGAUUUGUCAUCUCGCGCAAGACCUCCAGGUCAGGGAGAUAUACCUCCACUUCUUAUCCUGGUCCACAAACCCUUCAUCGAUUCACGGCAAGCUUGUGAAACUGUAUGAACCUGGCACCGGUGAGUGGGUCUUCAAAUCUUCCGAGUGGAAAGCGUGGAUGGAGGGAGAUUCACCUUGCCUUGGGAUCCACGGAAUCCCAGGAGCUGGAAAAACAAUCUUUACGUCCCGCUGGAUCAAAACAGUCAGAGGUCUUACUGAGAGCCCGGAUCAACGAGACCAACAAUACGCAUGCACGUAUUAUUAUUGCUAUUUUGGCCACGAACAGGACGAAGCGAUACCCCUUUCUGAUCUGGAUUUUAACCAAGCUUUGUCGGCAGAUCAGUCAUUGCACUGUGGAAGAAGGUAGAACGCCCACCUCCUCAUGAUUUGUUGCAGGCUUUGGAAGAAACUGUCCAGAGUUUUGAUAGGGUGUACGUGCUGCUAGAUGCAGUGGACGAAAGCAUGCCUCGGGGUAACCUCUUAAAGGUUGUGCGCGACCUGUCGACGGAUCAAAGACUCGACCACAUACAGCUUCUGGUAACAAGUCGCGAAUACAUCGACAUUGAGACUGUGAUGUCAUCAUUCUCAACCUCCCUAUCUAUGUCGACCGGUUUAGUGGAUGAAGAUAUCCAAAUAUACGUUCAGUCUCAACUUGCACAACACCCAAAACUUCAGCAAUAGCCGUCCUCAAUUCAGUCAAAGGUUCACACUGUUUUGUGUAGCAAGGCGAAGGGAAUGUCCCGAUGGGUCGUAUGUCAAUUUGAUGCUUUGCAACGCUUGAAGCCUGAUAUCAACGUUGUCACCACAGCGCUGGCGAAUUUACCCCGUACUCUCGAUGAAACAUAUGAGCGCAUCUUCCGCCAGACCCCUGAAGAGGCCCAAGAUACUGUUCGCUACACCUUCAUGUGGAUCCGCAGGCAUCAACUGCAGCAUACGUUUACAGGAACUCAAGAGCAAAGCAAUAUUUCGUGCUCAGUACUGCUUUGUGUCAUACAGGAGUCUCUGGGACUAAAUGGGCUCAAUGACAGUCUUGCUUAUGCUGUUGAUGAAGAACUUCUUCGUAAGUUCUGCGGAUGCCUUAUUACGAUAUCCAUGGAGGAGAGGCACACAAAGUUUGGGGAAUUUUCUCCACGAAAAAGACCACCGGUCAGACUGCUGACAGACUCCUUCGCACAUUACAUCGUGUUUGAGUUUUUUGGACUCUCCCAAAAUUCCAAAACGGCUCGGAACACACACCUGCUGGUAUGCUCUUGAAAGGCAUCACAUUCGCGACGAACUCUCACGGAUAGUAUUUUCCAAGAUAUUGCGGCUACGAGAGGGUGACCUAGCUGGAUAUCAAAUGCAGGAGUGACGUCACAAGAAGCAGCAUGAAAUCCUGGCAGAAGUCUACAGCAGCUUUGACUGGUUCUGUAUCAUCGAGUUCGCUCUUCAUAUGCGCUUUCUACACCGGCCUCUCAUGUGCCCAGAAUCUUUUGAGCUCGCAAUGAGGCUGUUGAUCCAUCAGAAGACCGUUUUGCGCCAGUCAUGAAGGCUAUCUCACUUCUGGCAGAACUAACCCAUGUCUAUAACCUUUACAACAUUGCAACCUUUGAGCAAUUCCGGAAUACCGUUUGGCAAUCCCACCUAUUAAAUCCCCA
This is a messenger RNA of Podospora pseudopauciseta, 2157 nucleotides long. RefSeq lists its product as uncharacterized. The coding region runs from base 1 to 378 and encodes 125 amino acids. The transcript has 3 exons. The record is from RefSeq and is a predicted model, not a curated record. NCBI's taxonomy places the organism in Eukaryota, Fungi, Ascomycota, Sordariomycetes, Sordariales, Podosporaceae.